Molecule: messenger RNA, 1000 nt
Organism: Paraphaeosphaeria sporulosa
Lineage: Eukaryota; Fungi; Ascomycota; Dothideomycetes; Pleosporales; Didymosphaeriaceae
Product: CKS-domain-containing protein
Exons: 4
Coding region: 215-568 (117 amino acids)
Biological process (GO): regulation of mitotic cell cycle
Cellular component (GO): cyclin-dependent protein kinase holoenzyme complex; SCF ubiquitin ligase complex
Molecular function (GO): cyclin-dependent protein serine/threonine kinase activator activity; protein kinase binding; ubiquitin binding
Source: RefSeq, a predicted model, not a curated record
UAAACAAGGCUUUGGGCGCGCUAGGUACCAUUUCUUUCUGUUUCCGAGAACCGCGGCCCUCGAGCGCAAUACAGUCUCCUUCACACGCGCGAUCCUACUCCAAGGCUCCGCCGCUCUUGCCUGUAGCCCGCGUGCUGCCCCGCCCUCGCCCUCGCCCAGCCUUGCGCGCUCCCCCGCUGCACAUCGCACACGACCUCACUGCCCCCAUUGCACCAUGGCGGCCGACAUGGACAUCGACUUCACGCGCCGCAACAAGAAGCCCCGCCCGCUGACGGAGCAUGAGAAGGACAAGCUGGACGAAUUCAUCGAGGCGAUCCACUACUCGGCACGAUACUCAGACGAGGAGUACGAGUACCGCCACGUGCAGUUGCCCAAGCAGAUGCUUAAGCAGAUACCCAAGGAGUAUUUCGAUGGCAGCCGUGGCACGCUGAAGCUGCUGUGGGAAGAGGAAUGGAGGGCGCUGGGCAUCACUCAGAGUCUCGGGUGGGAACACUACGAGGUCCAUGAGCCCGAGCCGCACAUCCUGCUCUUCAAGCGCCCGAUCAACUACCAGGCCCCGAUGCACUGAGCAACCGACCAAGGCCCACCCGCAAGCCGCGGUCCCUGAAGCCCGAGAGCCCUACCGCGACGGCCUCUACGUGCCACGAUACGACGAGCUGGAACACGCCUUUGGGGCUAUCUAUCCUCAUAGUCUUAUUUGUUCAUUUCGAGCGAAUGCGGUCCAACUGUUUAAUGACGACAUGAGCAUGGCGGAAUGGACGAGCUGGGACAUCAUUUUCCCGCGUAACUGGCGUUUGAUAUUGCAUAUCUUGGAUUGUCGACGACUGACGGCUUUUGUACAUAGGCGCAGACUUACGCGCUCUCGCCAAAGUAGCGGCGCUGAAUAGAACAGCUUCCAUCAUGCUUCUCCCCUUCCUUCUUUGAGAAGAUGUUUGAAAUUCGGCAUGCCGUGACUUCUCGGUAGUCUCCAUCCUGCGUUUGCAAUGGCAUUAAUAACCUU